AAAUUAUAAGGCAUAAAAAAAUAUUAAUUAAAUUAGAAAAGAAAAGCGUACAGUUUUACUUCGAAGAAAAAAGCUAAAUAUCUAAUAUCUAUGUGCUGGGUUUCAGACUUAAUGAUUAUUUUUCUGGGUUCUAUUCAUCAUACCGUAUGUGCCAUAUUCGGGAUUAUACAAGUAUUACCAAACACGCUGUAUAGACAGGCCAAUUUUAUUGGUACUCAGAGCGAACAUGAUUUUUUUAUAAAAGUCUUAACCUGCUCACGUCCACUACUAUUAAAAAAUAUCUAAAAAAAACAACAAAAAUACAUGGACGACAAGAACGUACCUACCUACUAUUAUAUCAGUAUCUCCAAGGAAAUAAUAUUGACCAAUUUUUAUUUCAAGGAAUGUAAUGGAUAGUCUCCAAAGUUUUACUUAGUAAUUGCUGUUUGUGUUCAAAAUUAUUGAAAAUUACGUAUAUCGUUUAUGUGGCAGUGUUUUGACAGUUGUCAUAAUGGAAUGUUUAUAUUCAAGAAUGGUUUCUGUGAAGUUUCGUGUAGUAUUCGGACUCUAAAAUUCUACUGCGAAACCAGGACAAUUAAGAAAAAUGAAAGCUUUCAGUGAGAUUAUAAAUAUAUAUUUUUGUGGCCAUGGAUGCUAAAGAUUUGAGGAUUGAACCAGCCCAUGGUGAUCGCAGUAAUGAUGUUUCGAGUAAAUACAUUGGAACUACGAUUCCGUGCAGCAAUAAGAAUUUUACAGAAGUAUCCUCGAACCCCUUAGCGAAACAGGAUACCCCUACCUCACGGCCAUGUGCUGUCAUAGGCCCCGAUCGAGUACUACCACCGCCAAUAAACACCGAUAUUUAUUUAAAAAAGAACAACUACGAGUCAUGGCCACCUGCGGAAAGUGCGUUCCGUCAUACAUCGGAAUAUCCUCACAAAACCUAUCAGAACCCUAUAAGAAAUAUAUCACCAAGACAAACAUUCCAAGAAAACAUGCAGCGUAUUAUGGUGGCACCUACUUACAACUCGGUAAAAACAAAUGAAGAUGCAAAUUUUGCAUUGGAUAAAAGUGCACCCUCAGAUAAAAGCAACCAGUUAGGUGGCCUUACUGAACCCAAAUAUUGUGAUGUGCCUUAUUCUAUUAAUCAUUUAAAUGAUAACCAAAAAAAUAGUGAAAUGUGUGUUUCAAAUGUGAGUAAUCCUAAGAAUUGUCCACCAAUAUGGCAUCCCAGUGGAGUAAAUAUAAGGCCUGCAAGGCCUUAUGGUAUUCCUGAAUUGUACCAAUUUCCUGAUUAUGCAAGUUGUGCUGGUCCGAGAUCAAUGUCAAUACCAAGACCUCCACGCAACAUAAAUGAAGAUAAUAGUCACCUCUUCCCAGAGACAUUCUAUCACCAUGGAAAUAUUCGGUUUAAACCAUAUCCAAAUGUUAAGGAGAGAUAUGCUCAAACCAGGUAUGAAUAUGUUAAUAAUUACCCUAAUCCAUUCCACCCACCUCCUCCAUUUCCUCGUAAUAAGUAUGAUUUGCAAAAACCACUAUCUACCCAUUCAUCAUACCCACAAGUUCCAAUGAAAUAUUUGGAUAAUAGAGUUAAUGACCCUGUUAUUGAUGGCUACCAAAGAUCUAACCAACAAAUUAAUUAUAGUACUCCAUACCAAAACCAAAUGUUACAUCCUGCUUUUGGAGCUGUGCUACCAAAUGGUAUGCAAAGUAAAUUGUAUCCAUAUCCAUCAGAUAAAACUAUGCAUGCCAACAAACUACCUUAUGAGAACAAUAAACUUUAUCUAGAUUAUGAUAAUCAAAAUAAAAACUAUCCUAUUCCAGAAAAUUAUUACAUGAAUGAUAUUGCUAGACCUCAUGUCAAAAGUCAAGUUAUUGUUCCCAACUACCCUACAAUCAAUAUGCAACCAAUUCCACCACAUGCAUAUUAUCGAAAAGAAAGCCAUUUGCCUAAGGGUUAUGAAUACAUAUCCCACAUCCGACAUGACCCAAACAUUAACAGUAGUAAUCAUAUAACUAGAAUGACACCCCAGUUUUCUCCUAAUGGAAUAGCUUUCUCACCAUCGGAUAUAGACAGACAGACUAGUAAUGAUAGUUCACACCACCAAGCUGUGGAAGAUUGCGGAUAUUUAGGUCACUCAGCUACUGGAAGUGUUAGGAGUGGUAUGCAUAGAAUAAUGCAGAAUGACAUUCAUAGGAGGUACAGUUAUCAACCUAUGGUUCGGACAUCUCCUUUUGCAACAAAAUUACAAUCAAAUCCUAAAGACAAAAAAGGAAUAGAUGUCAGACAGUUUUUACAGAUGUGGAGUGAAGGUGAUGAUGAGAAUGCCAAUAGUACAAAAGAGGCUUCAGUAAAUUACAAUCAUGGUUCUAAUAAAUCUUCUAAUCAAUUUGAAGAUAAAACACAAGAACAACUUUAUGUGUUAGGAUUAGUUAAUGUUCCAAGUGAAGAACUCGAUAAAUAUGAACAUAUUCAAAAAGUGUCUAAACUACCAGAUAACAUAAAAGGUUACAACAACAUAGAGUUGCUAAAACAUUUUGAAGAAGCAAUUGAAUCUUCUAACUUAAAUAAUUUUAAUGUCAAUAAGACAUCUACAUCGAGGAACUUUCAAACUCCAAAAAAUAUUGUGACAGACAAAACAAUACCAGUACGACCAGUUUCUCCACUUGAUGUAGAAGCUAAAAUAAGUCAAUCAGUCAUACAUAAAGAAGUAGGCUGUAAUUUUGAAAUAAAACCAUGUAGUCCAGAAAUGUUGAAUGUUGAAGUUGCUGCUCCUGUACGAAAUAUUCUUGAAGAAAGAGUAAUUGAGAAAGUGUCUAAUCCAUAUCAAUCACCCGUUUUAAGCAAUAUACCUGAUAAUGGCAGAAAUUGUAAUGUAUCGAAACAAGUCAUUAUGAUGAAUGACAAUAGUAAAAUUCCAAGCUGUAACUUGAUAAAUACUCCAUGCUUAAAUAAUGAUGUUGCAAAUGUUAUCAGAGCUGACUAUAGUUUGCAAGAUUUAGAAAGUAAUUCUGGAGUUUGCCUUGCAUCCUUACCAAGACUUGACAAUGAUAUUGAACUAAGUUUCCCUGAAGUUAAUCAACAAUUUAUCAAUGCCAAUAAGGACACAGUUGUUACAUCAAAAGACAUAAAGAGGACUUUAGAAGACCAUAAAUCUAAUUUAAUAAAUAAAUCUGAAAAAUCUUCUUAUGUUAAUGAAAAAGAAGUUUCAAAAUUAAGUAAAUAUAGAAAAAAUAAAAAAGCGGAAUCAGAGGUUAAAGAACAGGUAUCUCUAUCGAAUUCUACAUUAAUACGUACUGACAGUGUAAUAAUAAAAAAUCCAGAAAAUGUGAAGAUUUUAGAAGAGAAUUCUGAAAAUUUAGAAAAGGAUCAUAAUUUAAAUUUGAGUCCUUCAAUUAUGUUACAUUGUGAAAUAGAAGACAAAAGUGAUAAUCAUGUAAAAGAACAAGAAAAUGAUAUGGCAAUUGACUUCAGCUUAUCCAAAAGUGUUUGCGAUACAAAAAACCAGAUAUCGUGUACUAAUGGCAUAAAUAAUUGUGAUUUGCGUAAAACUGAUAUGAUACCUAUAAUAGAAAAAGACAUACUGCAAUCAAAUGAUAAUAUUAUGGAUUUUGACCCUUAUAAUGUAAAAGUGAUUUCUUCUGAAAUCUCAAUUAAGGAGAAUAUGAACCUGUCGAACCAACAUGGUAACAAAUCAAACCACACUGAAAAUGUUAUACAAACUAUUAUGGAUGAGCAUUUACCUCAAGAAGUUAGUGAAAUGGACGCAAGAAAACUAUUAGAUCAAACAGAUCCAACUUUAGAGUCAGAUUUAAGUGAGUGCUCCUUAAAUAAUCUUAAAACUAACAAUGAAAGUAACAUAUAUGAUAACAGUGUCAAUGACAUUGAGGUCAUAAAAACUUCAAUUUCUUCAACAGACAUGAAUCAAGAAAUUAUUGAUAAGACCAAUGAUAAAAGUGACAUAUAUGAUGACACUGUCAAUGACAUAGAGGUCAUCAAAACUUUAAUUCCUUCAACGGACAUGAAUCAAGAAAUUAUUGAUGAAACCAACAGUGGAAAAUACGAGAUUCUUACUACAAACAACGCUUUUAAUUUAUCAUCUACAGAAUCAAAUGGUGAUAGCAAUAAGAUUGAAAUAUCUAAGGAAAAAUUUGUGUCAGUGAUAAAUAAAGCUGAAAUAAGCAAUCAAAAUGUUGAUAUCAAUAGAGUUUCGACAAAUCGAAAUAAUAGCGAAAUAGAAUCAAAAAAACAGAAUGAAAAUGUUUCAAAUGACCAAGAUUUUACUGAUAAUCUACAUGGUACUAUAGAUGAAAAAUGUAAUUUCAAUACUCCGAAAUAUUCUGCAUAUGAAUCAGAUAAUUUCAACGUGACAUGUGAUAAUGUAAUAAAUAUAUGUCAAAUUAAGAGCUGUAAUUUAAAGAAAGAACUUUUUUCUCCGUGGAUCCAAAAACUCAUAAGACAUAGUGAUAUUAUACAAAAAAAUGAACAUAGGACAGAAGGUGUUAAAGAAUUAUCUAUAGCAAAACAUAAUUCUAUAAACGAAUUUUCUGCUUCUACCACCAGUGAAGAUAAUCCUGCAGAAUGCCUCCUUAGCUCAAAUAAUAUUGAUGCCUUAGUAAACAUAGUAACUAAAAACACACUUAAUAAAAAUCUUUGCUUCGACGAAGAUAAGCAUAAAAAUAUAUCUUAUAUUGAACCCAUUCAAUCAAUAAAAACCCCGGGAGACAUGAAUGAAAAUACGUUUCAUACUACUUAUGAAAAUGAAGACAAUAAGCCAGUAGUACAUGUUGAACAUACGACUCAGAAUCCAUCGUCUAAUAUUUCUAGCGGGAAGAGUAAUAAUUUAUGUGAAGUUAUAAAUGAAGGUACAGAUUUCCCAAAACAAAGUGAUUCAGUGCAAUUACCAAUUCCUUCAACAAAGAAUUGUAAUGUAUUCAUUGAAGUUAAAAAUAAAGUAACAUGUUUAACUGAAAAAUGUGAUGAAAUUUUACCAUUAAAUAUUUCCACUAAAAUAAAAAGUAAUGUGUCUAAUGCAAAUAGUAAAGAUGAAAAUAAGAUGGCAGUUGAUUGUGCUGAACAGAGUGAAGUGAUUCACUCGUCACACAUUGCGCCUGAGAUUCCUAAGAAUAUGUUAGAGAACCAUAGCAAAAUUAAAGAUAAGACUACUCAUCAAUGUGAAAUUACUAUAACUCACAGUAAUGAGAAUGGUAAAGAGCACGAAAAUAAAAAUUGUAACGCUGAGCAAAAUCAGGUCGAUCAAUCACCAGUUACAAGUCAGGAUAUUGGGAAUUUGUAUAUUAAAGAUAUUGAAAAUGCCAAGAAAAUUGUUGUUUUAUCAGAACGAGAUAAACUCAUCAGUUCACAAGUCCCGUUAUUUAAACCUAUUGCUGAGGAACAUAACAAUGUAACUAAUGACGAUUUAGAAUGUGACAAUAAAGUAACAUGUAAUACUACACUACUUGAAGUUGAUCAUUCACCAAAUUUUACAAAUGAGGCUAAUAAGAAAGCUGGUAGUAAAGAACACGACGCUGAAGAUGUCCCAGAGCAAUGUAAAGAAUUCCAACCGCUUGAAAAUAUUGCAGAAAAAAAUUCUAUUGCUGAUGAAAUCUUCGAGAAUGAAUCUAAAAAUUUACGUAGUGCUGGAAAAAGUGAAGUCAAUGUUUUACCAACAUUCAUAUCUGAUACGUCUAGUGAUCAAUGUCCGGGCGAUUGCGAACCUAAACAUAGGAAAAAUACAUUAAAUUUCACUGAAGAAAUCUUGUCAUCUCAAACAAAAAACGAACAAUUGCAUAAUAGCUGCAAUCUAGGUAUCGAAACCAAAAAACAAGAAAAACGUGUUUUAGAUACUGAAAAGUGUGAAGUGAUUCAAUUACCUCUUAUAUCGACAGAAAAAUCAAAACAUUCAUGUAGUAAAGAUGAAAGUAAAGUUGAGGAUAAGAAUACUUUUGCUUAUGAAACAGCCGAUCGAGAUAGUAAAACAUUCCUUGAAACAGACACUCUGAAUACAUUAUCAGAGCAAGACGAAUCUUCAAUGCAAAAUGCUUGUGAUGAAAUUAAACCAAAUUUAAGCUAUCCUUUUGAAAACCGGCGACCAACCCUAAAGAGAUCAUUAUCGGACUCUGCAAUAGCCUUAAUAAAUGAUAUGUCUGAAGAAACAGAAAAUGGAGCUUCAACAUGGUCAAAAAGACGGAGAAAAAAUAAAGAUUUGGUUAAUAUUUGUGAUCCACGUUUUAUAACUGAACACAUUUGCGACAGCCAAACCAAUAGGCGCAAUUCCAUAUCGUCAAUUUAUAACGAUGAAAAUUUAUCAUUUUGUAUAUUAAUUGAUGACAACUGUAUUAUAACACAAGAAGAUGAAGAUAAAAUUUGUUUUGCCGAAAUUUCGGAAGAAGAUCUACCAGAUGUACAAGAAUCCCAUAUUGGAGAGAGUAUGAUACCACCUGCAGAAAUCUUAUUAUGCUCAGAAGAAAAUAACGGUGACCUUGCGGAAACUUUUGUUUUGGAGAUUUCUGAUGAAAGUGCCAUGAAUAAGUCUUGGGUAGAUGAUAUAGGCUGCAUUGAAACAGUAGUUAGCGAUGAUGUCACUCAAGAUGUAAGUCUUAGUGCCUCGUCAUCUUCUAAAGGGGAAAAUCUUUCAGAUAAUGACACAUCAAAUAUAUUUAACGGCACGUACGAACAUACAGAAAAAGUGAAAUAUAUAUAUGGUGAUAAAAUGUGUAAUGAUGAUGCCGAAUUUGUAGAAACGUUAUAUAGAACUCCCCAAAUGAAUGUUAAUAAAACACUAUCAAAUAGAGAAUCUCAUUCAACUGAUGAAUAUGAAGAAUGUAUCGAAACAAAUCCUAAGACAAAAUCUUUGGAGUCAAAUAAUGAUUUUUUUAUCGACAAUGAGCCAAGGGAUAUAUUAGAUUUAGAAAAUAGCAAUACCGAUACUUUGUAUAACAAUGAUCAUUUUAUUGAAAUGAAGGCAAACUUUUUAGAAGAUUGUUCUUUUGAUAAUAAAACUGAUAUAGAAUCAGUUGCAGACAAUAUUACGAAAACUCAGGAUGCUACCGUUAAUUCGUGCGAGUCAAGUGUAGAUAAUGUAUUUUCAUAUAAUCAAGAAAGUGAUUCUUUAAUUUUUCAAACACCUAGUUCUCCUGAAGUGUCAUCAACAACAUCAGAAGAAAAAAAUUCUAUUUUAUUGAAAAUUACAAAUCAUAAAGGGAUGAGAACAUCGCAACUGAACGAAACUAUUAUAGAAAACAGCAGUAAUAAUUGCUGUAAAUUUACCGAAAAUAUUAAUUAUAAAAAUUAUACCAAUUCAUCAAAAUCUGGCCCACUGAUCACAAAAGGGGCUCAGAAAUAUAUUCCUCCGUCAAUUGAACCUUUGGUUGAUCUCAAAGUAAAACUCCCAUUACCCCCACAAAGCCUUUUAAAGUUGAAACAAUUAAAAAUAGCAAGGGCUAUGCCUAAACAAAAUGUUAAUAAUAAAAAAGAAAUUGCUAAGAAGAUUAAACCCAAAUUCGAAGAUGUCCUUAAGAGCAUUGAUGAAAUUCAAUUUAAAAAGCAUAAAGAAAAAUCUAAAAAAUCUAAAAAGCCUGUCCCUAAAGUAAUUAUUAAAAAGAAUGAAAAUGGGUCACAUUAUGCUAGAGUUACAAAUAAUUAUUUUAAUCCUGACUUGACUGGUAGGAAAUGGCAACCGUGGGUGUUCAUAGAAAAGAAUAGCUUUAUUGAUAAAAUGGCUACUAAGAAGAAAACCAAAGCUAUUUUUAAUCAUAGGAAAAAGACCUAUGUGCUUGCCGACAAAUUUCAGAAGUAUAAAUCUGCACCAAGUGCAAAAUUUAUAAUAUCACAGCCAAAAUUAGACGACUUAUCUAUGGGGCAUUUGAAAUAUACUAUUAAGCUGAAACACACAUAUUGAAGGUAGUUUGUUUGCAUUCAUUCCAGUUUGAAUGAUUCUUAACUUUAGUAUAAUCCCACCCUUUUCUUUGGUCUCGAUAAAGCAUUCCUAUGUUUUUCCUUUACCUUUAAUUUAGAUUUUAUUUAAUAGUUACCCAACUUAGUACACUACCUAGUUAACUAAAAGAAAGCCAAAUUUUAAAAUAAGUGUGAUAUAAUAAUAACAAAGAAAAAUGUAAUAUUUUCUAUUUUUUCUGUUUUGUAGUGCAAUUGAUCUGAUAUUUUUAUUAUUAUGAAGUUACUGUUUCAAAUUUUAUAUUGUUAUGAUCAUUCCAUUUUUAAAGCAAACUGUGUAUGUAUAUUAUGUUACAAAAUAUUUAGUUAUAAUGCACAUUUUAUGCACUUUGUUAGCAUCUUUAUUUAUUUAUUAAACUUAAAUUAAGAGACCUAUUAUAUGGAAACAAAUGUCAAGUUAUUACAAAUAUAGUUUUCUUAUCGACAUUCUAAAGCAAUUGUUGAACAUUAAUUAUAAUGUUUCUUUCUUGACAUUUCCAUAGCUGCAAUAAUCAAUAACACGUGUUAAUGAAAUAAUGCUUUAGUAUCAAGUUAGCUAUUUAGGUGCUAAAGCUUUGAAAGUAGUGCCAGAUUAGCCCAUAAGCAAAUUAAGCAAUAAGGACGAAGACUGGGUAAAAAAUAACGAAAUUUUAUUUAGUCAGUCAGUCAGAUAUUAUUGAAAAACAUUAGAUACGUAUUUUUUGCUUCAAUUUUACAAGAAAUGGCUUAAAUAGUAAUCAUUAAAGUUGAGGAGCGGGGCUCACACUUUAGUAGAUUUUCUACGUUACAUGUAUAUAUUGGUAUCGCCCUAACUUAUAGAUUACGCAAAAAAUUAA
This is a messenger RNA of Diatraea saccharalis (sugarcane borer), 8745 nucleotides long. Lineage: Eukaryota; Metazoa; Arthropoda; Insecta; Lepidoptera; Crambidae. The record is from the annotation of a GenBank genome assembly.